Microdochium trichocladiopsis is the source of this 851-nucleotide messenger RNA. RefSeq lists its product as uncharacterized. Bases 1 to 756 code for a protein of 251 amino acids. Lineage: Eukaryota; Fungi; Ascomycota; Sordariomycetes; Xylariales; Microdochiaceae. The transcript is spliced from 2 exons. The record is from RefSeq and is a predicted model, not a curated record. Gene Ontology annotation, biological process: protein phosphorylation. Gene Ontology annotation, molecular function: ATP binding; cyclin-dependent protein serine/threonine kinase activity. Gene Ontology annotation, cellular component: nucleus.
AUGCGACUGCCAGUGAAACACUACACGAUCGAGUCACCACUAGUUCCUGUGAUCAAUGGAGAGCCAUGGAGCCAUUACGAGUUCCGGUACCGCGUAAAGUACGGUACCUCAUUCGGGGUGAUCACGAGUCGGGACACUUCAUGCCGCCAGUUCCUCAUGCGUACUAUCAGCGGUCCCGACACCGACGAGAAGAUACAACGCGUGCGGCAGCUCUGCCAUGAUAACAUCGUCAAAGGCAUCGAGAUCUACACUUUUGAACCUGAGAGCUACAUUCUCGUCUCUGAGUUCAUGCCGACGACCAUCCAGCACGUUUGCCGCUCGCCGAAAUAUCCUAACGAGUUGCAACUUAGCUCGAUACUGUUCCAGGUUCUUCAAGGGCUGCAAUUCCUGCUACGAUCCGAGCUGUUCUACGAACAACUCACUUGCGCAAAUCUGCUGAUCAGUCUCUCUGGAGAUGUAAAGAUCUGCGAGGUGGACAGCUGUUCGCGGUCAGGCAGUUUUGCCGCAGUUUCCAGGUCUUUCAGUAAAGUGGUCAUGAAGCUGAUGGAUAAGGAAAAGAAUUCGGAGGCAGUAAUCGGGCUUACACGCCCUGGCGACUGGUCUUCGGAUGCACUGAGCUUCUUCAGCUCGACAACAACAACGAGUUCUGAUUUCGGGGACCUCUUGCAGCAUCCAUUUUUGCAAAAGAGGAAGAAAGAAGAACUCACUUGGCUUGUUCACUACGUGCUCAUUACGGCACACCACAGCCGGGCUUGACAUAUAGGGUUGUUUCCAAAUAUAGAUCAUAGGCAGGAGUGUUGGUAGCCCAAAUAUAAAGUGCCAGGCUGAACCCUUCAGGCACGACUCCAUCC